AUGGAGCCCCGGGCAGCCGCGGCGGGGUCGCCCGAGCCUGCGGCGGCGUCCUCCUCCUUCCAGGCCCGGCUCUGGAAGAACCUGCAGCUGGGGGUGGGCAAGAGCAAGGGCAGCGGGGGCGGGCGCGCAGGGGGCCCAGAGCGCCGCACUGCGGACACCCCAUCGCCCUCCCCGCCACUCCCGGGGGGCAGGCGGGACGCACUGGCCGGCGUGGGUGGCGCGGGCAGCAGGUGGAGCGGCUUCAAGAAGCGCAAGCAAGUGCUGGACCGCGUCUUCUCCUCCUCCCAGCCCAACCUGUGCUGCUCCUCGCCGGAGCCUCUCGAGCCCGGCGGCGCCGGCAGAACCGAGCAGGGGUCCACCCUGCGCCGCCGGAUCCGUGAGCAUUUGCUCCCCGCGGGAAAGGGGCCGGCGACGACCGGGGGAGCAGAGGGAGGGACGCCUCCUGGCGGACGCUCCCCGGACUCGGCUCCCUCUUCGUCCUCCGCCUCAUCCUCCCUGUCCUCCUCGCCCCAGCCGCCCGCGAGGGGGGACCGCGCCCGAGAUGAGGGUGCACGGCGUCGGGGCCCCGAGGCGCACUUGUGCCAUCAAAAGAGUUCAUCCCUGCCGGGCACUGCGUGCCUGGAGCAGCUGCUGGACCCGCCGCCGCCUCCCGCAGAGCCACCUCAGAGCCCGGUGCAGCCGCGGACCCCGGAGAAGGGCGAGGAGCUCGGCAGCAGCCAGAAAAUAAAUACUGCUGGAACCAGUAAUGCAGAUGUCCCCUUGGCUGAUCCCGGAAUGUACCAGUUGGACAUUACAUUAAGAAGGGGUCAAAGUUUAGCUGCCCGAGAUCGAGGAGGGACAAGUGAUCCAUACGUGAAGUUUAAAAUUGGAGGAAAAGAAGUUUUUAGAAGUAAAAUAAUACACAAGAACCUCAAUCCUGUGUGGGAGGAGAAAGCUUGCAUUCUUGUUGAACAUCUGAGGGAACCCUUGUAUAUCAAGGUAUUUGACUAUGAUUUUGGACUACAAGAUGACUUUAUGGGCUCAGCAUUUCUGGAUCUCACACAAUUGGAGUUGAACAGGCCCACAGAUGUGACCCUAACAUUGAAAGAUCCCCAUUAUCCUGACCAUUACCUUGGAGUCAUUUUGCUCUCCAUCAUCCUUACCCCUAAAGAAGGAGAACACAGGGAUGUGUUUCAGACCCAAAGUUUACGUCUAUCAGACGUACACAGAAAAUCACAGCUUUGGAGAGGAAUAGUCAGCAUCACUUUGAUUGAGGGACGAGACCUCAAGGCAAUGGAUUCAAAUGGGUUGAGUGACCCCUAUGUGAAGUUCCGGCUUGGGCAUCAGAAGUAUAAGAGCAAGAUUAUGCCAAAAACCUUGAAUCCUCAGUGGAGGGAACAAUUUGAUUUUCAUCUCUAUGAAGAGAAAGGUGGGAUUAUUGAUAUCACUGCCUGGGACAAAGACGCUGGGAAAAGGGAUGAUUUUAUUGGCAGGUGCCAGGUGGACCUGUCGGCCCUCAGUAGGGAACAGACACACAAGUUGGAGUUGCAGCUGGAAGAGGGUGAGGGUCACCUGGUACUGCUGGUCACCCUGACAGCUUCGGCCACAGUCAGCAUCUCUGACCUCUCCGUCAGUUCCCUGGAGGACCAGAAAGAACGGGAGGAAAUCUUAAGGAGAUAUAGUCCACUGCGGAUAUUUCACAACCUGAAAGAUGUGGGAUUUCUCCAGGUGAAAGUAAUCAGAGCAGAAGGGUUGAUGGUCGCUGAUGUCACAGGUAAAAGUGACCCAUUUUGUGUAGUUGAACUGAACAAUGAUAGGCUGCUGACACAUACCGUCUACAAAAAUCUUAAUCCAGAGUGGAACAAAAUCUUCACAUUCAACAUUAAAGAUAUCCAUUCAGUUCUUGAGGUGACAGUUUAUGAUGAAGAUCGGGAUCGAAGUGCUGACUUUCUGGGCAAAGUUGCUAUACCAUUGCUGUCUAUUCAAAAUGGUGAACAGAAAGCCUACGUCUUGAAAAACAAGCAGCUGACAGGGCCAACAAAGGGGGUCAUCUAUCUUGAAAUAGAUGUGAUUUUUAAUGCUGUGAAAGCCAGCUUACGAACAUUAAUACCCAAAGAACAGAAGUACAUUGAAGAGGAAAACAGACUCUCUAAACAGCUGCUACUAAGAAACUUUAUCAGAAUGAAGCGUUGUGUCAUGGUGCUCGUAAAUGCUGCAUACUACGUUAAUAGUUGCUUUGAUUGGGAUUCACCCCCAAGGAGCCUCGCUGCUUUUGUGCUCUUUCUCUUUGUUGUCUGGAACUUUGAGCUCUACAUGAUACCACUGGUUUUGUUGUUACUGUUGACAUGGAACUACUUCUUGAUAAUAUCAGGGAAAGAUAACAGGCAACGUGAUACAGUAGUGGAGGACAUGCUGGAGGACGAGGAAGAAGAAGAUGACAAAGAUGACAAGGACAGUGAAAAAAAGGGAUUUAUAAAUAAAAUCUAUGCCAUCCAGGAGGUUUGUAUCAGUGUCCAGAACAUCCUAGAUGAAGUGGCUUCCUUUGGCGAAAGGAUAAAGAAUACUUUCAACUGGACUGUCCCAUUCUUAAGCUGGCUGGCCAUUGUAGCCCUCUGUGUGUUCACAGUCAUCCUGUACUUCAUUCCACUGAGAUACAUUGUCCUUGUCUGGGGCAUCAAUAAAUUUACAAAAAAGCUUCGGAGUCCAUAUGCAAUUGAUAACAAUGAACUACUUGACUUCCUUUCCAGAGUCCCUUCAGAUGUACAAGUGGUGCAAUACCAAGAACUGAAACCAGAUACUUCUCAUAGCCCAUGUAAAAGGAAGAAAAACAAUCUUGGCUAGCCAGCUCCCAGCACUGAGGAGACCAGCAUCUGUUUGGGAAGAUAAAAGAAAAAGCCUUCAGCCUCAGCAGCAUUUCCUUUCUUCCUGC
Messenger RNA from Neomonachus schauinslandi (Hawaiian monk seal), 2908 nucleotides. It is a transcript of the gene MCTP1, whose product is annotated as multiple C2 and transmembrane domain containing 1. The record is from RefSeq and is a predicted model, not a curated record. The coding region runs from base 1 to 2820 and encodes 939 amino acids. The transcript has 20 exons. Gene Ontology annotation, molecular function: calcium ion binding. Gene Ontology annotation, cellular component: synaptic vesicle membrane. NCBI's taxonomy places the organism in Eukaryota, Metazoa, Chordata, Mammalia, Carnivora, Phocidae. Gene Ontology annotation, biological process: regulation of neurotransmitter secretion.